CGAAGGCUGAGUUUAGCCUCGUGAGGUCUUUGCCUAAGCCGCCCCCCUACUUCCGACCCCCUUCUCGGCUUCCUGGCCGCCGGAGCUGCUGGCAAGGGCAAAGUUACGACUCAGGCUGAGUGAGUUUGGAAAGAAGUGGUUGGUGUGGGUCUCCCUGGCCCAGAGGAGCAGCCCUACAUGCUUCCCCGAGCUAGAGAAGCGAGGCGGCACCCACGCCCUGGGGGAAGUGAAGCUGGGGCAGGAAGCCAAGGAGCGACACCGCGGUGGUGAAGGGCUCCUUCAACAGCGGCUGGAGCCCGGCAUGGCCGUUGCUGGGGACUUGUAGCUCUGGGGACCGAGGGCUGAGCCUGCAACCACCCGGCGAGCGGGAUGCGGGAAAAUCUCCUGGUCUGGACCUGGAUUCUCCUCCCAGGAUGCUGGGCUCUGAGGGGCCCUGCAGAGGUGAGCGGCUUCCCUGGGGGCUCCGUGGAGGUACCCUGCGAGUACGAGCCAAAGCUGGUGGAUGCCAAUAAGUACUGGUGCAGGGGCAGCAGCUGGUUUUCCUGCUCCAUCCUCGUUCAGACUACGGCCCCCGGCGAUAAGGCAAGGGGGGACAGGGUGUCCCUGCAAGAUGACCCCAGUCGGCACGUGUUCGUGGUGACCAUGGAGAACCUGAGCAUGGAGGACGGGGAUCAGUACUGGUGUGGGAUCCAGGUAGCCUGGUACGAUCCCAUGUUCCCCGUCAUGGUGUCUGUUCUCCCAGUGCCCAAGACAACACACUAUGACUUCCACACGACACAGGGGGAAGAGGCCACAUCUGCUCCCACCUUCCCAUGGACUCUCCUGGAGCUGGAAAACACCACAUCCACACCAAAAGUCAGAAGCCUGCAGGCUGACACCCCAAACCUGCUUGUCCUGGUCCUGACACCCUCUGCUGCGCUGGUGCUGGUUUUGGGCAUCAUCGUCUGCUGCAGGAUGAGAAGAGCAUCGCUGAAGAGGAGUGGAGCAGCCCGGGCCGCAGAGAGGAAGAGGUCCAAGGAGGACCUCCAGGUCACUGCAAGCUGGGAGCGAGCAGACGCUUCCAAUAACAUCUACAUAAACAUGGAACUCAGCUCGCCCGAGGAUGACUAUGAGAACAGCCCGGCCAAGUGGCAGGACUUUGAAAAAGGAGACAAAGUUUCAGUUUCCAGAGCUUCAGAACUGCAGCCGAUCUACAUGAACACGCGCUGAGCGGCUCCGCGCUUGGCCCCUCUCUGCCACCCAGCCUCCUGUGCAGACAUCAGGAUUUCAGCUGCGUACCCUGGGUGGAGGAGCUGCGGAAGGAAAAGCCCCUGUUUGGGUAGGUCUCAUCAUCUACCCAAAUAUAAUCACCCUGCUGCGAAAUGGAAACCUACACAGCAGUUUUAGAAAGAGGAAGGAAAACCACGAGGACAGAAAGAAAAAGAAGUGGGGAGAUGCUGCAGGAAGGACCUGCAGACAGCCCUGCAGUGGCAGCCUGGGCAGCAGGCGGCCAAGCUGGAGCUCAAGCUGGGGGAAGCUCGGCUCCAUCCCUGCCCUGCCAUGGGCCACAGGAGCUCCCUAGGACAACCCACGCCUCGUCAUCUGCAAGAAGAUCCAGUGCCAAAAGGGGAGUGGGAUCAUGGGGGGAGCCGCUGGCUGGAUCAGCUCCAGUGAUGCAGGCAUGCUCCCGAUUUUCCCCUGAGCCUCAGCAUGGUCAUACCUGAGAUACAAAAGCCAGAGGAGGAGGAGGAGGAAGCCCCACAUCAUCCCAGCCACUCUGUCCCAGUGAGCACCAUUGGCAGAUCUGACCCCCGGCUACACAGCCACAGCCCUCGGUGCUGUACGGCAGCUCCGGGCAAUGUCCUCAUCGCUCCCGCUCCACGCUCUCCGUAUAUCUCAUGUCUCCCACUUGCCCCCAAAUCAGCUCGGUGCUGCAGACCCCAGCAGAGCCCGGGGCUUGGGCCAGGCACCCACACCCUUGAGAGCUGGCAGGGCCUGGCAUGUCUCUCUCAGCUGAAACACAACCCAGGGGCUGAGCUGACGCCCUCUGAGCACCCAGGAGGCUGCAUCCAUCCUGGCAUCUCUCCUUAACCUGGCGGAGGGGGAGCACCAGGACACACAGCCUCCAGCACUCCCAGGAACAUGAGGUGGGCUCUGCAAAGAUCAAGCAAAGAUUAAAGCUCCCGUGCUGGUUUUGCCCCGUUUUGGCAUUGGAAGUUCUGCUCAGCUCGCGUGCUCCAGCAUCUCUCUGCAGCAGCCGUUUGGGGUGAAGACCCCUCCCCUCCUACACUCUCCUGCCAAGUGGGGUGCACAGGGUCCCAUGUCUCUUUUCUGUGGCUGCCCACCGUCCCCGGUGUGCUUCAGAUGUGCCAGUCUGCAAAAAACAUCUCAGGAGCUUUUCACUCGCAGCAGAAAACCCCCAGCCCUGAGGCGAAGCCCACUCAGAUAACAAUAACCUGGCAGCAGAGCAGCACCAUUCACCGCUGCCUCUUGCAUGAGCAAAAAAGCAGCGAAAGAAGCUGAGAGCGCACAUCAGCUCAGCGUCCCCCGGCUCACUGCCCUGCACGGGAGGCUGAUGCUUGUGGAUCUCCAGAGCAAACUGGGAUGAUGGGGAUAUCGCCAAGCUGGGGCUGGCUCCUUCUCCCAGGUGAGAACAGGCUCUGACUGCGCCAGCGAUGCUCUACCUCCCACUGGCACCAAGGGGCCAGGGCUGCUGAGCCGUCCCGGUGGGCACAGGCUCCACUUUGGGCACCGACGGAGCCAAAGCCUCCCAUCACCGCAGCCUCAUGUCUGGGG
Molecule: messenger RNA, 2775 nt
Organism: Aquila chrysaetos chrysaetos
Lineage: Eukaryota; Metazoa; Chordata; Aves; Accipitriformes; Accipitridae
Product: CMRF35-like molecule 3
Exons: 8
Coding region: 370-1209 (279 amino acids)
Cellular component (GO): plasma membrane
Molecular function (GO): transmembrane signaling receptor activity
Source: RefSeq, a predicted model, not a curated record